This is a messenger RNA of Stegodyphus dumicola, 623 nucleotides long. RefSeq lists its product as uncharacterized. The record is from RefSeq and is a predicted model, not a curated record. NCBI's taxonomy places the organism in Eukaryota, Metazoa, Arthropoda, Arachnida, Araneae, Eresidae.
AUUUUAUCGGCCGACUUUCUCGCAGAGGAACAAUUUUCAGGAUGUGCGCAUGCGCUAAAAAUCUGUCAUGUUCUCUGCGACGAUUUCAGAGCUAGUGUUCACCGCUCACUAGCCGACGAUAAAAUCGGCGACUCUAGCCAAUUAGAUUGCUUCCAGAGAUCACGUGCUUUUCUCUCUCAUUUUGGAAACAUGGCGCUUUUUCGUUGGAGCGAAAAUCAAAUUUUUCAAUUGAUUGAUUUUUAUAGAGACCAUGCUGUGUUGUGGGACACAAAUAACAUAAAUUAUAAAAAUAAAAAGUUAAAGGAUUCCCUUAUUUUGGAUUUUAAUGAUACUACUACACAAGAAAGAAGUGCAGAAGUUACCAGACAUUCUAUGUUUGACAUCAACGAUUUUGAAGACACUGAAGAGACACAGAAAGAACUAUGUCAUACAGAAACACUACCACAGCUAAAAAGACACACAUCAAACACUACAACUUCAAACAAAAAACAGAAACACGAUCACAUUUACACAGCAGCCACAGCAACACUUUAAGAAAUUUCUACAAUAUUAAAAUCAAAAAACACUACUCCAAAUACAUUUACACAGUUCGGUUCCUUUGUUGGUUCCGAACUAAGUCUAAU